Messenger RNA from Meriones unguiculatus (Mongolian gerbil), 15671 nucleotides. RefSeq names its product gigaxonin (gene Gan). Bases 113 to 1906 code for a protein of 597 amino acids. The transcript has 11 exons. The record is from RefSeq and is a predicted model, not a curated record. Gene Ontology annotation, molecular function: protein binding. Lineage: Eukaryota; Metazoa; Chordata; Mammalia; Rodentia; Muridae. Gene Ontology annotation, biological process: cytoskeleton organization.
GAGCUCCACUGAGUCCGGGCGGGCGGACGCACGGAGCGGCCGGCGGGGACGCGCGCGGGAUUCGGGCGGGCGAGCGGGCGGGCCGGGUGGCGGCGGAGGAGCGGGAGGCGCGAUGGCCGAGGGCAGCGCUGUGUCCGACCCUCAACACGCCGCGCGCUUGCUGCGGGCGCUCAGCUCGUUCCGGGAGGAGGCGCGUUUCUGCGACGCGCACCUAGUCCUCGACGGCGAGGAGAUCCCCGUGCAGAAGAACAUCCUGGCGGCGGCCAGCCCGUACAUCAGGACAAAGUUAAACUAUAAUCCUCCAAAAGAUGACGGAUCCACUUAUAAGAUUGAACUUGAAGGGAUAUCGGUAAUGGUUAUGAGAGAGAUCCUGGAUUACAUCUUCAGUGGGCAGAUCAGGCUAAAUGAAGACACGAUCCAGGAUGUCGUACAGGCGGCCGACCUGCUGCUGCUGACGGACCUUAAAACCUUGUGCUGUGAGUUCUUGGAGGGCUGCAUUGCCGCCGAGAACUGCAUCGGCAUCCGAGACUUUGCCCUGCACUAUUGCCUGCACCACGUGCACUACCUGGCCACCGAGUACCUGGAGACUCACUUCCGAGAUGUCAGCAGCACAGAGGAGUUCCUGGAGCUGAGUCCGCAGAAGCUCAAAGAAGUGAUCUCUCUUGAGAAGCUGAAUGUUGGCAAUGAACGAUACGUGUUUGAGGCAGUGAUUCGGUGGAUAGCACAUGACGUAGAGAUGAGAAAGGUCCACAUGAAGGACGUCAUGUCAGCACUGUGGGUUUCAGGGCUGGACUCCAGCUACCUUCGGGAGCAGAUGCUGAAUGAGCCCUUGGUACGAGAAAUCGUCAAAGAGUGCAGCAACAUCCCGCUCAGCCAGCCGCAGCAGGGGGAGGCCAUGCUGGCCAGCUUCAAGCCAAGGGGCUACUCAGAGUGCAUAGUGACCAUUGGAGGGGAAGAAAGAGUUUCACGGAAACCCACGGCCGCCAUGCGAUGUAUGUGCCCGCUCUACGACCCCAAUCGGCAGCUGUGGAUUGAACUGGCUCCUCUGAGCAUGCCAAGAAUUAACCAUGGCGUUCUGUCAGCAGAAGGAUUUUUGUUUGUGUUGGGGGGCCAAGAUGAAAAUAAGCAGACACUGAGCUCAGGAGAGAAGUAUGACCCAGACGCCAACACAUGGACCCCGCUGCCACCCAUGAAUGAGGCCAGGCACAACUUUGGGAUCGUGGAGAUCGAUGGGAUGCUGUACAUCCUCGGAGGGGAGGAUGGCGACCGGGAGCUGAUCUCCAUGGAGUGUUACGAUAUUUAUUCAAAAACCUGGACGAAGCAGCCUGACUUGACCAUGGUUAGAAAGAUUGGCUGCUAUGCAGCUAUGAAAAAGAAAAUCUAUGCCAUGGGUGGAGGAUCCUACGGAAAACUGUUUGAGUCUGUGGAGUGUUACGAUCCACGGACCCAGCAAUGGACUGCCAUAUGUCCCCUGAAAGAGAGAAGGUUUGGAGCAGUGGCCUGCGGUGUCGCCAUGGAGCUGUAUGUAUUUGGAGGAGUCAGAAGUCGAGAGGACAUCCAGGGCAGCGAGAUGGUCACCUGCAAGUCUGAGUUCUAUCAUGACGAAUUUAAGAGGUGGAUCUAUCUGAACGAUCAGAACCUGUGUAUCCCUGCCAGUUCAUCCUUCGUCUACGGAGCUGUCCCCAUCGGAGCCAGUAUUUAUGUUAUCGGAGACCUUGACACAGGUACCAACUAUGACUACGUGCGGGAGUUCAAGAGAAGCACGGGCACCUGGCACCACACGAAGCCUCUCCUGCCCUCCGACCUCCGGCGCACAGGAUGCGCAGCCCUGCGCAUAGCCAACUGCAAGCUCUUUCGCCUGCAGCUGCAGCAAGGCUUGUUCCGCAUCCGGGUCCAUUCCCCUUGAAGAGGAAGAGGAGCCAAAAGCGAGAUCCCGCCCCAAGCGCAUCACGUGGCUGGACGUCAGCAAGCGCAGAGAAGUAGCCCCAUCUUGCUGUGUGCUGGGCUUCAGUAUGGUUACUCUUCGGUGGUUUUUUAAUGCUUAGAGGCUCAGGCUUCUGCUCUUGUUUGGAGACCGUGUAACUGUUGAAAAACUACCCGGGAGGAAUCAGUUCUCCAGCCUGAUGCGUCUGUAAACCGAGGCUAGAGAAUGUCAAAAGGAGGAGGGAGUGGGGGUUGGUGUCAUGUGAAAUAUCAAAGGUAAAACCCUAAGGUGCGUUUUCCCAGAAGGGGAGCUCUUAUCCGACCGACUGUGCGUUCCAGUGUGUGUGGCUGUGGUAAACAACAGAAUCCAUAUGUGCAAGCCAACAUGCCCGGGUACACGGCUGUCCUCGUCCGGCCUGUGGAGGCUGCCAACGCCUAGCCUCACCCCCCAAUUGAGGUUGCGCCAGUUAGUUCCCAUUUAUUACUAGUGCUCUGUCUUAAGACUCUAAAAAACUAAGUUGUGAUGAAUUGAAACUAAGGUGACACUCACAAAACUUUAUCUUAGUAAAAAUUCAGUCACCCAAGGAGUUCAAGUCCGCAGCCAGCCCUUGUGUGAGCUUAAAGGAAUUGCUCUGUAAACGAUUCUGUGUCACACCGAGACAGUUCUGGGGUGGUGCUGUCAGGCUGGGAGGGAACUUAGUCAUACCAUUUUUUCCUUUCCACUAGGAAGGACAAAACCAUUUUCUAGCCUCCAGGGCAUCAGUGCAGAGGAGACUUAAGACAGAGUCGGGCAAUGAUAGAGCUCUGUUGCAACUAAAAACAGUGAAACGUUAACAAAAGAAAAAAGAAAAGAAUAAGAAAGGAAAGAAAGAAAGAGAAAGAAAGAAAGAAAGAAAGAAAGAAAAACGUGUCCAGAUAACGUGCAUAGGGAUCAAAAAGCGUCUCCAUAUAAUCUGUCUGAAAGCACACUCCGUCCUGUUUGCUGCUGCUUAGAGUUACAGACUUGUCUUUGAAUGCAGGUGUAUGUAGGAUCUUGUCUUUGUAACAGGCUGCUCGCAAUGCCCUUCACUGGUAGAAGUUUUGGAUGAAUUUCACUCCCAGGAAUGUUUGGCUGGUAGAAUAAACUACCUCAACUUAAUUUCAUUCUGUUCCCUUUAGCACCCUCUUUUCCCCUCCUUCCCCAUCACCCACCCCCAUGUUCACGCAACUCUCCUCUUCCCAUUAGUAAAAAGAAUUCCUUAGUAAGUGGAAUUUAUCUUGUGAGAUAUUUUGUUCUCCAUUGAGAUUAUGCCACCUUGGUGUGAAAUCAGGGACUUGAGCACACUCUUAGUGUGAGCUGUAUGCAAUAUCAAGUUUCUAGUUAACUUGAUAGAGAGUUCCUCAUUUCUAAUUGCUCUCUUUAACUUUCUUUCUCUUAAAUAUGGCACAAGAGGCAACAUUGUAUCUUAGUGAUUGCUAAAUGUAUAAGUACAUCCUUUGGUUAUAAAUUGGAGAGCAGGAAUUUCUUCUAGAAACUUCCUACGUGAGAUGUUUAUAUGCAAUUAAAAUGCAUAUAAAACAUCAAUCCUAUUUUCCCACCCAUGGACCUGGAAAUGGGUGGCCACUGCAUUUCCACCUACCCUGAGUCAUCAGCAUUAAAAAAAAAAAAAAAAAGUUGCUAAAAAGAGGCCAGGGAUGAGUGUAAGAAGGACUGAGACUGGCUUUGUGACUCUGCUGUGGCCGGAAGCAACUUGGCAAGAGAAGGUCUAAGGGUUUUACCCUUUGCAAUAGGGCAGAUGUGCCACACAUACAUGCUAUCCAAUCAAGUUCAGUGUCAGUCAGAGCCAGGCGUGGAUUGUGCUGCACGUCAGCCACAUGUGUGUUUCUGCAUUGGGAAGUUUUCCAUCAAAGAAGCUACUGCAGAAAAAGUAGUGUUGUUGCUGAGAUGGUGGCUCUGUGAAAUACCUGCGCAGGACAGAGCCAUGACCUGCUGAAACAGAGAGAAACCGAUAUCCUGGACAGCUGUGGUACUGCUCUGUUUUGGUUGGUAUUUGUUUGUUUGUUGUUUUUAACUCCUGAAUUUAAAGUUCUUUUAAAUCUGCUUCAGGCCUCUCCAAAGAGACAGUUCUUUGUUUAGAGUGAUGGGUCUGAUAGCCAGUGCCUGUUGACUUGGUCAGUUCACUUUAAAAAAACAAACAAAAGAACAGACUUUUCAAUUCAGUUUAUUGACACUAUAGCUGCAGAAAUUAAUAUUUCAUAAAAUAAAUUUGCAACUUAAUAUGGGAUGCAAUAUCAACAAAAGCUGCUAAGUGCCAAACUGUUAUUUUUUGUGUGUGUGUGUGUGUGUGUGUGUGUGUGUUGAAGAGUAGGGCUGUAUUUAAUUUUAUUUUGAUGUUUCAACGUUGAUCCUCUUCAUAGCUACUCCAGACUUUUAGCGUUAUGAACUGCUCCUAGCUCCCUUCAUGGAGUCUUGUUUUACUAGUCCACCAGUGUCUUGGAGCCUGAGUGGUUCCUCCCUCCUCUGCUCUUUGACCAGAUAUAUGUUGCAUUUGGCAACUGAGGCUAGAUCUUAAAAUGUAAAACACAAACAUGUUGGGGAAGUGCGAUUUCUUUUUCCUGGAAGGUGGUCUCUUAGACUACAGUAGAUGCAUCAAGGCACUUUCGUAGGCUAGGGGCUAAAGUAGGUUUGUUGUUUGUUUGUUUGUUUUUCUGACAUAUCUAAACAUAGAUUUUUCAAAGAUAUAAGUGCUUAAUUUAAAAUGAAGUGUUUAUUUUUAAUCUCAAGAAUGUGUAUGUCCUGUGAGAAGAAAAAGUGUGACAGAUGUGUGUAUGCGUGCUGUCCCACGUGACUUGACAUGUCUGUCUGUAUAUGUUUACUUUUGAACUGUAGUCACAAGCUACAUGCACUACUGUCUCCUGGUGCUUCAGAUAAACCCUGGAAUCUGUUGACCUUCAGUCCCACAGCUGUGUCAGACACAUGUUGUGUGUAAAAGUGGAACUGCCUGUAGACAGUAGUCAGUUUUGCCAGGUUUGCAUCUCUCUUCCUUAGCAGGGUUUAAAAUGUCGUAACCAGCUAGCAGCCCUGGAAAGGGCUGCUCUGGGGUUGGACAUGGCUGCUUUGAGGAGUCACGGCUGGACUUUUCACACCACGCAGCAACCAAAAAGCCUGCAGGGCUGUGCCUAAAUCUCGUUUGUGCUGGAGCCAAGUGCUCUGUUACAUCUCAGUGCUGUCUAUGCUACUCUGAUCUCUAGUGGCUUGAAAGUGUCAUUUUAGUCUUUAUAAGUGGGAGGAGCUGCCCAUCAGCAGUGUCUCGGAAACGCAUUCUUUCUGUGGAGGUGGUGAUGUCCUCUAUGGAGGUAGGAAUGUUCUUGCCGUGGUAUAUAGGAGCCUGAUGCUGCCAGUCAGGUGUCUAGGGACACAGGUAGCUCUCCUUAGAGGUACUGCUUAGCCUCUCCUUCCCAGUGCAUCACACCAGGGGUCCUACGAGGCCUCCAGAGAGUAUGACAACUCUGCAGUGCUGUCUUCCAGAAAGCUGGCUUUCCUGCUUGCACAGUCCUCCUGUGGCCUGGUGAAGGCGCUGGGUGCUCUGGGAAGGAGUGAGGUGACUUUCACUGUAUGUACUUCGAGGCACCAGAACUGCCUGAGAAGCACCCACUGGGAAGAGCAAGACUUCUUUCUUACAGUUUCAUUGCUUUAGCUGAGAGAGCACUGAGGAAGCCAGAGAUGGUGAGGCGUGACAGGCCUGCCCUGAGACACGAGGCAAAUACUGAGUGCCUCCCAAGAAUUGUGCUUGUAUUUCUGGGAACCUCACAAGGAAGCAGUUGGGACACAGCCCUCCCUCUCUGCCUUAUGAAGUAAGUGGAGAUUGAGUGAGGACCCUAUGUUGUAUGAGCUGACCUGGGUGCAAACAAGCAUUGGGUCACGGCAUCCCAACCUUCAUUGUGAUGCUUUUCAUUGGCCAGAGGGCUCCCAUCAGUUGUGCUGGAUUUUACAUGGGAAGCUGUGUGCGCGGGUAGGCUGGCCUGUGGAGCAAGGACCUAGGACAGAAUCAAACAUUCCAAGUGCCUCAUGUACCCAGCUCACGCCUAUGUCUCCUGAGUGCAUCUGUAGGAUAGUCUGAAGCCCUGCGCCCAGCACACCUCAUAAUACCCAUCUUGUUAACAUUAGCUUGAUUUACUACGUCAUAUCUGGGCUCAGAAUCUUUUCCAGAAGUUUCUGCUUUGAACCUUUCAUGUCUGAGGUGGGUGGGGAUGCUCUCCUCCUCCUAUGAGGAGGCCUUUGAAUGACCAGGGGUCAUCCAGCCGAUUCAACAGGAACUUGAUUUUUCUUGGCACAAAGGUGUUUUUAUUUCUAAAAUGUGCAUCAUUUGUAGUAUGGUUUCAUCUUCCAGACAGAGCCCUUCCAGCUGAAGAAAUUGGAAAACCUUAGCUUCUCCCACAGUGGCUGUGAGAAGUCUCGGGCUUCACUGGGUGUCUUCUGGAAGCAAGGCAGGAUUUGCGUAUAAAGCUAAGACUUUAUUGAAUUUGCCCCAUGUAGUCAGAGGGGAGGAAAGCCACCUUGACGUGCUGAGAGGUCUUUCUGCCUUCUGAAUAGUCCCCAAAGACCCCUUGCAGCUUCUCUAGCUGGACACAUACAGUUACAGGGCAGGCAUGAGAGCGAGCCCAUCAGCCAGACUGGAGAGGAGCCUGACAUGGAUGUCUCACCCUUGCUGCCAGUAAAGUCAGGAUGGAGCUGAACUGUAGGCUCUUCUACAUUGCUUGCAACUGUGAGGUGGUUCUGCCUUCUGCCUGGUGAGUCCUGUUCCUUCUUUUGAGCAUUUUAGCACUGUAUAUGUAGGGGCCUUGUUUCAUUGCUCUUCCUCACCAGAUAUGGAGAAGAUACACCUUAGGCACUGGUGCUGAAUUUCUUCAAGCAGCACCAGGAACAUCUCCAUGGCCAACUUUAUGGCAUCUCCUGGUUGGUUGGAUGGGUAUUGCUUGCAUUCAUUCCCAUUCUUAGUGAUUAUAGUGGAAAAACAAACCCUCUCUUGUCAGCUACCUCAUGAUGUAGCGUUGUAUUUGGUUCCCUGACAGAUGAGAAGAGUUCAGCAUUCUGUCCUGUAACAAAAGCCUGGAAGCAAGUGGUGAGCAGCCGUGAGGAGUUCAGUCCUCUAGCGCAUAUUUUCCCUUUUCCUGCUUUUUUAAAUGGCACUUUAAACCUGGAGGAGCAGUAAUUCUUCUGGGGCUACUUACAAGGCGAUUACUUGAAACUCAACUUGUACUUGAAAGAGUCACUUAAAAGGCUGUGUUUUGCUGUAGCGGGAAAGUAGCAUAUUCACACAGCACGGCUCUGUAAAAUAGAGGGCUCAGUUUCUGUCCCUGUCGGGAUCAGAGAAGAAGCAUGUGUCUGUGAUUUGACACAGUGUUUGGAACUUAGAUGCUUGAGGCUGCCAUUUCUUGAAAUGUGCCGCUAUUCCCUGGGAGCUUUUCCUGGCUCCUCACCACAUUCGCUUCCCUUCAGUCCUGGUACUCCAGACGUCAGAAUGAACAGAUGUUUUCCAGGUUCAAGACUGAGGUUGGCCCAACAACCUCGAAUCACAUUCUUCCUAAAAUCAUGACUGGUCUGAUUUGUCACACUCGUCAGGGACCUCUCCUGUACUUGACCCUGCGUAUCCAUUCUCCAUAUCACCAGUAGCAGGCCCUCAGUGCCCUAGCCUCUGGUCUCCCCCAGUCCCCAAGUCAGAAUGGUGCAGUUGAGGGGGCUAGCUCAGCAAUUGGAGACACUGUCCCCUGGGUUAGGGUUCUCACAGGAACAGCCAUUUCUCAGGUCACAGUUGGACCUGGCCUACUUAACUAGAAGACUUGAGUGGUCAAUAGUACUCAAAGGAACCCUGUGCCCCUCUCAGAUCCAGCCCUCCCCUCACAGCCCUGCUUGCUUAGAGUAACUGGAGUUACAUCAUGCAAUGAGAUGAUUGGAUUUGUGUGCUGAUGCUUUUCAGAGUUGGCCCAGAGACUAGAAAAUGGCAAAGCUUCUCAGGUGGCAGUGUAUGGCAGCAGCUGAGCCCCACUGAGCUGGUGACAGGAGCCUGUGGUUUCAGUGAGCAGCACCCAAGAGAACAAAUCCUCCCUUCCUGCUUAGGCCCCAAAUCAUGGUUUCAGAGUCUAGGAAAUGACCCAGGACACAAAUGGGUCCAGUGGUCAAGAGCAUGGGCUCUGGAGUUAGAGAAUCUGGAAUUAAAGACCUGUGUUCCUUUAUUCUAGUCUCAAGGCUCAGCGGGGUUUCCCUACGGAGGGAGGGCAGGGUGGGUAUUGGCCCUCCUAAAGAAAGGUGACUGUGGAGCCUGGGGUGCUGCAGUACACCUCAUUGGUCAUAUCUUCUGUCCACACAGAUAGUGCUGGGACACUGGGCCAGUAGGGGUCUGCUUGGAGCUGAAUGUCCUGGCUCCUGUCAUUGCUCAUCCCAAUGACUGCCACCACCUUAGAUACCAAUCAGCACCUGUUUGUCCUUACAAAACUCUUCUCGUUGUGGACAUAUGCCUCCCCUCACUUCCAACAGCAAUGGUAUCAAGACAUGCGCUUGCAGUGUUCAAGAAUUACAGUCAAGCCAGGUUGCUGACACAUGCCUUUAGUCCCAGCACUUGGACACAGAGGCAGGUGGAUCUCUGUGAGUUCGAGGCCAGUCUAGUCUACAUAGCAAGCACCAGGACAGCUAGAAUUACAUAGAGAAACUCUGUCGCGCGCAGCCUUCGCCGAUAAGGAUGACGCGGCAACCGAAGAUUUGUCCAGCAGAAUCUUUAUUAUGAAGCUCUUGCAGGUAGAUGGAGAAGGACCCCAAGCCUUGUGAGUGCUCUGCUUAAAUAGCCCGCAGGGCUACGUGCUCGUCUGUGAUUGGUGCUCCGCACAAUACCCAAUUAGCAUGUGUUCUCUGAUAGGGAGAGCACUCAAAUCCAUAUUAGCAUCCUGUGGCACAUGCGCUGCUGCAAGAUACAGCACUGACAAGAAGAACCAGGAAACAGGAAGCCAGCGCCAUCUUGUAAUGGCGAAUGCGGCUCCCGACAUCUCCCCCUUUCUUUAAAAUUACAAGCCAAGCCAAAAUGUAAUACUAUGAGAUUUCCGAUCGGCUCACUGACUCAACAGCAUAAGCGAUCAAGGAGGUUACAUAGUAUAAGAGACCCUUUGCACCUUGAACCCCGUGCAAUGGGAACCUGAGCCCUGGGAGAUGCAAAGGUCUGUUCAGAACAGCAUCCCGGUGCAAUGGGAACCUGUGCCCGUCAGGAGUGCCAUGAGUUCUGACAGUGUCUCAACGGCUAAGCAUGUUUAACCAAACUUGAGGGGAAGAUCCCUGUUCGACAGCCAGCAUAGCCUGAACUAUGGCCACAUUCUUUGCAUGUUGUUGUCUUUUGAACUUGCGAAGCAACCAAAAACAGAGGAGCAGUCUUGCAACCAAGGUUACUCCAAACAUUCCCACCCCCACCCAAUCUGAAGUAAGAAAAGGCAGAAGAAACCCAGGGUGGGCAAUGAAUCCACUCGAGUAGAAUUAGUGGUCCUCCUCGCUGUCCUUGAUUCUUUAAGCAGUAGCAGGUGUGUCUGUUGAAAGAUCAUCUUCAGCUGUCACGAGCUUUCGCGUGAGGCACUCCGGUACCCAGAAUGGAUUGUUUUCUUCCUGUGGAAAAACACAGACAGCUCCCCUGGAUCUUAUUAAAAUAGGAUCCGGUCCUUUCAGCGAGUUAGAAGUCUUAACCUUUCCUUUCAUCUUUACUCUGGCUCUUCUCCUCAAGCAGAGGCGCUGUCGCACCAUACCCUGGCGCAUAAGGCGGAGGAGGGUUUGGGCCAUAUCUUUCUGAUUCAUAUUUGGCCGCUUCCUCAUCUAAUUCUGCUUGUUCAUCAGGAUCAAGCCCUGUUUCCUCCUCAGAGUCAGAUGACUCUUGCUGAUCCUCUCCUUCGGAGGACGUCUCCUCCUCGGAAGAGGACGAUAUUGUAUAAUUUUUAAACUCAGUGAGGAGAGGAUACAAUUUAGGGUCCUCCUCACCUUUACUUACCCCUUUCUCAGAGGCAGACAACAGCUUUAAGUUUUUUGCUCACUGUUCGAGCUCUUCUUUGCCCUUUUUUCAAGGUCAGCUAGCUUAUCUUUACCUUUUACUUUCUUUUUUAUUGGCUUUCUUUCCUGCUUAGCCUUUUUUUCCCUUCUCAGCUUCUGAUAGACUAUCCUGAUGGUCUGACAAUGCCCGUUGGCCUUCCUUGAUUUUUUCCUUACAUCUUUCAUCCUUAAUGCAAGAUUUUAACAGUUUGUAUAGUGGCCACACCCCUGGUUUCAGGGUCCCCUGUUCUUUUUCUCGUGUCAAAUCUCCUCCUAACUUAUCCCACGAUCCUUUAGAAAGGGACCCAGAGACCACAAACCAGGGAGCUACUCGAUCAACCUCCUUAAGAAAGUUCCGCAACACCCUGUCAGGGAUUUUUAAGUCCUUUUGCCUAAGCAGCGCCUGCGCUGCUUCCAAGAUCGGUUUAGUUAGUUGGUUACCCAUGGCUCCUUUAUCUACAGGAGAGGGUGCGGCAGCUCAGUUAUCUACCUGAGUCUUAAGGCCAAACGGAAUACACCAGACCACAGAAAUCAUACCUUGCUGAAAAGUGCUGCAGCUUUUCACUCUGCUGGCUUGAAUCUUCCUCCGACGAGCAGUCGGGGGUCCUUCGAGUCGUUCCUCUGCCCGGGGUCGGCGGUUCCCGGGUUUCGGCACCACUUGUCGCGCGCAGCCUUCGCCGAUAAGGAUGACGCGGCAACCGAAGAUUUGUCCAGCAGAAUCUUUAUUAUGAAGCUCUUGCAGGUAGAUGGAGAAGGACCCCAAGCCUUGUGAGUGCUCUGCUUAAAUAGCCCGCAGGGCUACGUGCUCGUCUGUGAUUGGUGCUCCGCACAAUACCCAAUUAGCAUGUGUUCUCUGAUAGGGAGAGCACUCAAAUCCAUAUUAGCAUCCUGUGGCGCAUGCGCUGCUGCAAGAUACAGCACUGACAAGAAGAACCAGGAAACAGGAAGCCAGCGCCAUCUUGUAAUGGCGAAUGCGGCUCCCGACAAAACUCUAUCGCAGGAAAAAAAAAAUUGGUCAGCUGCCCACUUUUCAGAGCUUGCCUAAUGGAGUCCUCUAAGGAUCUUUAAAGUCCUUUACCAAGGUAGAACUUUUCUUUUUCACCAGAAUAUCAAAUUUUGUGGUCCAGAUUGACCAAAUCAACUAUGUGUUUUCUAUAUCUUCUGCUUCUUUAACUUGGAAACUGUUCCCCUGUGUCCAUGUGGUGAAGGCCAUGCCGACAGCCUGGAGGUUCUAGGCAGGUGUGCAGUGUGAGGCCUGAGCAGCCUGGGACCAUCUAGCUUCUUAGUAGGAAGUUAGCCGUUCAUCGGGCCCUAUAAAGGCCUGUAGGCUCAGCCUGGUGGUGGGCUCAGCCUGGUGGUGGGCUCAGCCUGGUGGUGGGCAUAUAAAGGAGGUGUGUGUAUUCUACUUUACACCAGUAAACAGUUUAGGUAGAAUUACAGAAUUUUAUUGCCUUGCUUAUUUAUUUUAUGUAAUUUAUUAUUAUUUUUUUUUUAAAUGUUUUGAGACAAGGUCUUACGCCCUCUGCCUCUGCCUUCCAAGUGCUAGGUUUGCUCUUCUGUCAUCUUUAGACCCACCAGGUAAAACAGCCUUGGGGUAACAGGGUGCCUUCUGCAGUACUGAGUAUUGCUUCUGCCAACACUAUCCGGGGACCUGCUGCAGGCAGGACAGUUGGCAUGGUGCUCUGCCCUGCAUCCAGAGCUCUUGGCAGCCAGGGGCUUCUCUUCGGGACUGUUACUUAGUUUAAAAAAAAAAAAAAAAGUCAUUCAGUGGGUUUUGUGAAGUAGUCCUGUGUACCUUCUAUAUUUUGCCUUAUUCUGUUGCCCUCCAUUCUGCUUGUCAUCACUUUGGUCCUUUGACUGUGGCCAUUGGCCACCAGCCACCAUGGCAGGCCCUUCAACCAGAGUGCUCGUGGUCCAACUUCCCAUAAUAGUCUUUUAUUUCCAGAGAUUUCCUCAAGCCAUAAUACCCACCAGAAGUGUGAUUUUCGGUUGCUACACAUUGUCUUUUAAGGUCUUUGCUGCCUACUCUGCCUUACACUGGGAAAUGACAGUCUUGCCUCCCAAGCUGGGCUGGCUGCCCAGGAAAGUGCUUGGUGAGCUCAGCCAGCUUCCCCUGGGAGCUGGCAUGGUUCUUUGUUAGCUCUUGUGAAACACUUCUGGGGACCCCAUUCUUGUGUCCCUAUUCUGUCUCUCCUCUGGUGAAAGCUCUCCAUAGAGCCCCUCAGCCAUUCACUCCAACCCUGUCUAGAAGUGGAAAGGAACCUUGUGGUCAUGAGGGAGCAGCCUCAUUGGUGAGAUCAGCCUCUAGUUCCCCUCCCCAUCCUCAGCGCGCCAAGCUGUCUUCAUAGCCCCUGGUGGCCACCCAGAUGCCGCUGCGAGGAUUCUGAGAACAGGGCCCUUCCCCCAGCCCUCCAGAAGGAAGAUGUUGGUUCUGUUUACCAGAGCAUUCUCAUUUGCACUCUCUGCUGUUUUUCAAACCUCCCACAUUUCUCCCCACCUGGUUUCCUAGUUGCUUGAAUUGUGUCGCAAAGAAGAAAGGAAAGGAAGGCCAGCAAGAUGGUUUAACAGGAAAAGCCUGAUGACCUGAGUUUUAAUUCCCAGGAAUCAUGUGAUAGAAAGAGAGAACUGAUUCCCACAAGUUGUCCUCUGGCCUACAUACUCACAUAUACACAUCAGUAGGUAAAUGUAAAAAGAGAAUUAUGACAGGCAGUGGUGGCGUACAUCUUUAAUCCCAGUAGUUGGGGACCAGAGGCAGGUGGAUCUCUGAGUUCGAGGCCAGCCUGGUAUACAGAGUGAGUUCCAGGACAGCCAGGGCUACACAGAGGAAUCCUGUCUCAGAAAAGAAGGAAAAUUAGAAAAAGGAAAGGAAGGAGAGAGCUGUCACUCCUGCUGCUCGCUGGACCACCGAGCCUGGGAGCAGCAGCCUAUGCAGAAGAUGUGCCUUCUUAGCCCCUGAUCAUGCCUUUGUGCUGGCACUUUCUGCCAGCCAGCUCUGGCAAGGGAGACAAACACCUGCCUGCCAGUCCCAGCAGCUUCCAGGUCAGCACCCUGCAUAGCCCAAGCCCGUCUCCAGCCUCAAGCUACUGGAGACUAGAACUCCUGUUCCACCUCCCUUGAGGCCAGCAGGAGCUCUCUCUGAGUCGGGCCAGCACCAGGCCACACAUACUACCUCAGCAUCUAGCAUCUGUCACAGCGUUGUGUGGUCACAGAUUGUCCAUCAAGACGUGCUCAGAGCCUGGGUCACCUCUCAGAGCAUGGCUGACACCCUCGCUUUGUACUUGCCCCGCAAACACUAUGGGAUUCCUUCCUGCAUCCUAUGGCAUGCUCAGGUGAGCAAGCCAGACUUCCAUCUCCUCCUGUCUUAUUUAGCUCUAACUUAAAUACACCAUGAACCCCAAACUGUGAGUAGAGUCAGAAAUGGGAAUAGCUUGCAAUGAGAAAGGGACCGGUUUUUCAUAUUUUCAUCACAACGGUUUUUGCUUCAAGAGAAUCUCUAGAAAAUAUGUAUAUGACGAUGAUGAUCAGGGUGAUGGAGAUUGUGGUGAUCACAAAUUGUAACCUAGAGUAACUCAUUGGACUUGACUGCCAUCCCUGUGAAAACAGCAAUCAGCAGUGGAGAGCUAGAGAGAUGGCUCAGCAGUCAGGAGUGCUUACUGCUCUUGCAGAGGACCUGAGUCCACCAGCACUCACAUGGAGGCUCACAGCUGUAUAUAAACUAUACCCUCUUCUGACGUCCUCAAGCACUGAGACACACACAGCACACACAACGCAUAAAUAUAAGUAAUGUAGAAACGUACCCAGAGCAAAAGUAUCCUCAGACUUAAAGAUAACUAAGCCUUCACUCUAUCUGUCAUAUAACAGCUUCCUCUAGAUGGCACCUUAAAGUUCAGCUUUCUUAUUUGGAAGUCAUCUAAAUUUCAUGACCUGAAGAACUUUGUACUACCAAGUGGCCUUCAGUAGAGAAAAAUAGAAAAGAUAUCAGGUGUGGUGGCACACACAUCUAAUCCCAGCACUCAUGAGGCAGAGAGAGGCAUGCAGAUCUCUGAGUUCAGGCUAGCCUGGUCUACAGAGCAAGUUCCAGGAUAACCAAAGCUACACAGAGAAAUGCUGCCUGGGUAAAACAAACAAAAACUAAGAACUAAUUAAAUACAUAGAUAAGAAAGGAAAGCACAAGCUGUCUAGCAAAGCUUGCUUAAUUCAGUAACCAGUGGCUUUUUUUGCCCGUGGGUUUUUUUUGUUUGUUUGUUUGGUUUUUUUUUUUUUUUUUCAUUUUAACCCACUCUGAACCCAGCUUCCGUUUGUAUUCUCCCUCCUGUAAAUUCCAUGUCAACAGUGGCAUGGACCACGUUGUCCCGCUUAUAAAUUGUGACAGCCACAAACAAAGAUGGUGGCUUCAGUGGAAGUGCUGAGCAGACUUCACAGUGGGUCCCAUAGUUCAUGCCCCCAGGCCUAGGAGACCCCCAGCCUGCAGAGAUUGCCCCACACUCACUCCUUGGCAGGCUGCAGGCACAGCCCCGGCAGAACUGUCUGCAGCAAUCAAGGCAUUUGUUUCCAUCUGUAAGUGAAGUCUACCCAUGACACAGUGAACAUGGCAAUUUGUUGGCAUCCUGUCACUAGCGUCUCCUGCUGGGACAGAAAACUGUCAAAGAAACCCAUUGAAAAGAGAAUGUAGCCUGGCUGUGGUCCCACAAACCUUUAAUCCCUGCACUGGGGAGGCAGAGGCCGGUGUAUCUCUGAGAGUUCAAGACCAAUCUGGUCUACAGAGCUAGUUCCAGGAAAGUCAGGGCAACACAGAGAAACCUUGUCUGGGGGUGGGUGUGGGGGGAUAAAUAAAAUCCAUCAUGUCAAGACAUAAAUCUGUCUCAUUAACAUAUCUGUAUUUCAUAGCAUGGUACCUAGGGAACAGCUUUUCAUUUAAAUCCUGCAGCUUUAGCGAUUGAGUGAAGUUCCCAGAUGGAGGACGCCUGGGCUGCACUCACGAGGCUAACCUGAGCGGGGUCUAGCCGAGCCGUCUGUGCGCAGUGCUCCCGCUGAGAAACAGGCAUUUGCAAUGGGCACACACAAAUGGAGCAAAAGUCAUCGUCUGAAAAGUGUAAAAUAGUUGAGGGGCCACACUAUUCAAAUUCAGUAGAAAAGUAGAGAACUUGUCAUUUCCUUGCGGUGUCCCUGUCUCCUGCUUUGUGGGCCAAAUGUAUCCGUUGGGUGGAAUAACUGGUUUCCUCUUCCUUUGCUGGUGUCUGUAGCAAAGUCAGAAAUCAUUUUUUUUUUUAUUUGUAACCUUUCUUACAAAGUUACUUUAUGGUUUACAAGCAACACUGAUGCAGAAGGAUACGUUAAUUUUCUUAAAUUAAGUAGCAGCACUUUGUUUACAGAGCUUGGAUCUUUUAGGUGAUCGUGGGGUUGUGUCCCUCAUCCCCAGCACUAGACCAGUGAGUGUCCUGCGGAAAUUCCGCCAUUGUGCUGUUCUCUCGUACCAAGGAUCAUUGAAAGUGUUUUAUCUUUUUUACGUAGUUUGUAUUGACUGGAUUUUAUAAUGGUAAGAAAACAGAGUGUUGUAUUUUGAGCUGAAAUUUGUGUAUCGUCAAGUAAUUCUGUUUUGUGUAUUGGAAGUUCGUUUACAACUUGAACUAUUUUUUAGAAGAAUGCUGAACAAAAUGAAUUGUAUUCAAGCUGUUUCAUUAACCUAAUAAAAUUGAUGGGGAAGACUUUUGAA